Guillardia theta CCMP2712 is the source of this 434-nucleotide messenger RNA. RefSeq lists its product as hypothetical. The record is from RefSeq and is a predicted model, not a curated record. The transcript has a single exon. The coding region runs from base 5 to 373 and encodes 122 amino acids. Lineage: Eukaryota; Cryptophyceae; Pyrenomonadales; Geminigeraceae.
AGGCAUGCUUGCUCGAUCUCUCCUGCUCCUCUCCCUCGUCUCCCUCGCCUGCGCCCUUCACGUGGCGCAAGACUCUCCCCCUAAGUCCUGCUACAAGGCUCCAGUGAUUGCUGAGGCUGACCCCGACGUCCUCAUCUACGAUCAAAACGCUCCCUGCCCUCCAGGACAGGUCUACCUGAGCAACGCUGGAAUGAAGCGCCCUUCUGCUCCCCUGGUGGCGGCAGGGGCAGCCGACACGCAUACGUACGUCGCUGCUCGCUUCAACCCAACGCUCGUCUCCUCCCUGGCUGGCAACAUCGGACAGUGUGUUGCCUUGCCUGCAGGAGGAACCAACGUGGCGACAUGGCAGGUCACCCGCGGUCAGUGUCCCUAAGCGUGUCUACCAGUAGGUUAUAGACUUCACGUACUGAUAUAUGUAAAGAUACUUCACCAUC